CGACCUUAACAUUUUAGUUACUAUCAAUGUGUAACAAGGAAGUAAAUUUGAAUAUCGAAAGAGAAACUAGACGUUGUAUUUACCGUAGCAACAGAACCAAAGCACGAUGUCUUCACCGAAACAAGUUCCAACUAAGUUUAAUCCAACACUUGGAGAGGGUGUAUAUGAGUAUUUUAUUACGAAUUAUCUAAUACAUUGGUUUCAAGCAAAAACAGUCAAGCCAGACGUUUACAACCGUGCAAUGAAAGAAUUGACGCUUUUGAACAAGAGAAAGGCUAAGCAAGCAAACAAAGAUAAUAUAUCAACUGUUUCAAAACAGAAUAUUGACUCAGAAAGGGAGGAAGUGAAAAAACUUGGAGAGAGACCAUCUUCUGCGAUUGUUACUCGGAGAAAUCCGUCAAAACAAGAACAAGCUUCCGGGUCCCGAAAUAUUCAGCUGGAGAAUGGUCGGUUAAAAAGUGAAAUACAUGCACUAGAAGAACAACUAUCUGAAGUUUAUCUGGAACUUCAGGAUAAAUCUUCACGUCUGAACAGAAUGAAGGAAGACUUAAAAAACAGCGUACAGGAGGUGAACGAUCUCAAAAUAAGGUUAAGCAAGCUUGCCGGUGACAAAUUACGAGACAACAAUCCUGAUCUUGCAGAUUUGAGUGAUACUAACAGGCCAACAGAACUGGGAAAGCGAUUCUCGGAAAUAUAUGACAAUGAAUGGUCGGACGCUUUUGAAAACAUAGAAAAGAAAGAUGAAACGGAGAAGGUCAGGAUUUUACAUGAAGUGGCAGUGAGUGCCUUCAAAUACUGCCAUGGAAUAUUUAGAGGUCAGGUCGAAGAGAUCAGGGGGAUUCUUCUGCAGGAAACAUUGAAUCCAGGCUCGGACGAAAGUAGAAAAACAACUAAAACGGUAAAUAUUCAUAACAACCUCAAGGAGAUGCGAAAGCAGUUUGCACCGAUAACAGCAGUAAAUGUAGCUCAGAAUUUUGUACCAGACCGUCUGGAAGACCUUUUGCAAGGAACUCAAAUUCCACCUGAAGAAAUUACUGACUCGUUGCGAAAAUAUGCCAUGAAAUGUGCUGAGAUAUGUUGGUAUAUGGUCGUUUGUGAUCCGCCCAUGGCACUGUCUGAGGAUAUAAAAGGCAUGAAGUUUAACACCGAUAUAUACAAACCUUACACAAGAUCAAUAAGAGAUGUGAAAACACCCGUUGUAGAACUUCAUGUUUGGCCGGCAUUGCAUCUUCAUGACGGUGGACCACUAGUGGCGAAAGGUGUUGCACAACCAAAUGCGAAGUAACGAUGUACGCAGACUAUAACAUGUUAAUACCAAUUACCUACUUCGCACCAGUAACAAUUACUAUAGUUACAUAGUAUGCUUAAAAACAAUAUAAAGUUUGCAGCAUUGGUACAAAUGCGGUUUUCGCUCUGGUCAUUUUUGUGUUCAUGCGUUUUUCUUUACAUUUUAACUGAAAACGCUGUGUUUUCGGCGUCGGUCAUCAGACUUAAAUGUGGACCAAAAAUUAGAGAGAGUGAGCGAAAGUUUUGUUUUAAUUGUUUUCCCUUAUUUUGACUUUUGAGAGGCGAGUAGAUUUGUCAUGGAGCGAGCAGGAUAUUUUUCAAAUAUAUCGUAUACUUAUUUUAAUGACACAAUUCUAAAUGAGACCAUUGUGUAGCAUAAAAUGUGGUAUAUUUACAGACUUUUUAUAAAGCUGUAUAGUUUUCAAUGUUUAAAUUACAGAUUGAGUGUAUGGAAUCUGCUAAAUAACAUUUGCAUUGAUACUAAUUGUCUCGCUUAUGGUGUACAUAAAUAAAGAUCACUUGUGCGUUUCA
Messenger RNA from Mercenaria mercenaria, 1818 nucleotides. RefSeq lists its product as uncharacterized. Gene Ontology annotation, biological process: mitophagy by internal vacuole formation; mitochondrial protein catabolic process. Lineage: Eukaryota; Metazoa; Mollusca; Bivalvia; Venerida; Veneridae. The transcript is spliced from 7 exons. Gene Ontology annotation, cellular component: mitochondrial outer membrane. Bases 107 to 1285 code for a protein of 392 amino acids. The record is from RefSeq and is a predicted model, not a curated record.